GCCGACGCAAAUUGGGAACAUUAUCUAUCAUGAGUUUCAGCUCACGAAAUCGACACCGUUCCAGGAACAAGUAGGGCACGCCAUAGAUGGUGCAGCGUACUCUGCGAUGGAGCUGGGACAACAAGGACGCAAUGUCACUUGGCAGACUUGCGACGACAUCGUCUGCCGCGAAGAGUUCUUGGAUACUGGUCACCUAAAUGCGAACAACAACAACAAUACCUUUCGGGACAUAGAUGUUGACUGGCCCGUCUUUCCCAUAUCGGUUGACUUGGGAAGUGUCGCUUUUGUGGAUUCACCCGUUGUCUGGGCGGUUGGAUAUGUGCGCGAUCCAAGCAUCAGUUACACAUUGUCAGGAAACACGGAAUCCCUCCGCCCGUACUACACAACACAGUAUCCUACCACCGAAGAGGCCUUGGAGUUCCUCGUCUCCGAUUUCAACAACUCGCUUACUCGGGCAAUAUUCCUCGAUGCGCAAGUUCGGAAAGCGGCUUCUAACAUCUCGGCUGACGGUAAACUGUUCGAUAUGCUUUCGCUCGCCACUCGCCAGGUGUUUGGUUCCCUCGAAAUAACGGCUCCCCAUGAGUCCGACGCGACCACUAGGAUCUUCAUGAGAGACAUGGGCAAUAGUCAACGCGUCACUCCCGUGGAGAAAUUGUACGCUGCACUACCUAUGUUUUUGUAUUACAACGCAACACUAGUCAAGCUACUCCUGGUACCGCUACUUGAACAACAGAAUACCUCGUUGGGCGCAUUUCCGUACGCAUCGAAAGACCUCGGCUCCUUGUUCCCGAAUGUAUCUGGUCCGAACCUAACAUCUACAGAGGCAAUCGAACAGUCGGGGAACAUGCUCAUCAUUGCACUCGCUUACGCCAAAUACUCGAACGAUACGUCGCUGCUUCAUGACUAUUAUCCCUUGCUCAAGAAUUGGGCUGAGUAUCUGACGCAACAUGGACAAUUUCCUGAGGAUCAAUCAUCCGUCGACGACGGAAGUGACGCCACAAACUCGACCAAUCUUGCGGUGAAGGGCAUCUUUGCCAUUCAGGCCAUGGCGGAGAUCAGUCAACUAGUCGGGGAAAGUGAUGAUUCUCAGCAGUUCAGCGUGAGCGAUCUACUAUGUACUACUACGACUUGACAAGAUCUUGGAAUCCUGACGAGUUUCGGCAUGUUUACAGAGCACAGCGUCCAACUAUAUGAACACAUGGGAAUCGCUUGCCAUAUCGUCAGGAGGCGCCUCUGCGUCCGUGAAUCCGACGUUGGACUCGGCAGUUACAGGCGUCUGGUCUUUACCGUAUAA
Molecule: messenger RNA, 1294 nt
Organism: Fomitopsis serialis
Lineage: Eukaryota; Fungi; Basidiomycota; Agaricomycetes; Polyporales; Fomitopsidaceae
Exons: 9
Coding region: 107-1132 (341 amino acids)
Biological process (GO): carbohydrate metabolic process
Source: RefSeq, a predicted model, not a curated record